Molecule: messenger RNA, 741 nt
Organism: Hevea brasiliensis (rubber tree)
Lineage: Eukaryota; Viridiplantae; Streptophyta; Magnoliopsida; Malpighiales; Euphorbiaceae
Product: NAC transcription factor 32-like
Exons: 3
Coding region: 1-741 (246 amino acids)
Biological process (GO): regulation of DNA-templated transcription
Molecular function (GO): DNA binding
Source: RefSeq, a predicted model, not a curated record
AUGGAGGAAGAUCAGAAUAAGAACAGGGAAGUUGCCGCAAAUUGCAAUAGUGAUGAUGAUGAUGAGAAAUACGUCAAUUCGCUUCCAGUUGGGUAUCGAUUUGCACCUCAUGAUGAUGAGCUGAUUCUUCACUACUUAUUGAAAAAGAUCAAGAAACUUCCCUUGCCUCGUAACAGGAUUCAUGAGGUUGAUUUGUAUAAAUAUAGCCCUGGAAAACUCACUGAAAUCUGUAAACUGAAUAGAGCAAGAGAAAGCGAGUGGUACUUUUUCACUUCGAGGGAGAAAAAAUACCCAAAUGGGUGUAGACCGAAUCGAAGUGCGGGAGAUGGAUUUUGGAAGCCUACAGGAACUGAUAAAGCCAUCCCAAAUAACAAAAAUCCUGUUGGUUUUAGAAAAUCUUUGGAUUAUUAUUCAGGGAAGCAAGGUGAAGGAAGGAAAACGGACUGGAAGAUGCAUGAGUAUUUGGUCAAUCCAAAGCUUGUUUCUUCAACUACUACUUCCAGACCCAAAAACCCAUUGCAACCUAUGCUGUUGGAUGAAUGGGUUCUUUGCAAGAUCUACAAAACCAAAGCAAAAAGAAAGAAAAACAAUAAUGAUGAAGAUGGAGGGAUUGCUGUAAAUUCAGAAACAAAAAUCCCAAAAGCUGAUGAUUCCAUUGCACAGCCUCCAGAGUUUGAUAAUUCUUUGAUGAUUUUUGAAAAAACGAGAAUGGUUUUGGGUCUUCUUAUCCUCCUCAUCUAA